AUGGCUACUUUCCAAGAGAAGCUACUCUACACAUUGGGAAUUCUGGCAGCCAUGGGAUCCGGAACAGUCCUGCCUUUGAUGACUCUAAUUUUUGGUAACUUUGUGUCGGUAUUCACCGAUUUCGCUUUGGGUCGGAUCUCUAGCGAGAACUUCCGAGGCAAAGUAAAUCAUUACACGUUAUACUUUGUCUACAUGUUCAUUGCAAAGGCUGCCUGCACAUAUAUCUACAUGUUUCUAUUUACAGUUGUCGCAGCCAGCGUUAAUUCUGCCGUUCGAAGGAAAUAUCUAAAUGUUGUACUUCAUCAACGAAUCGCCUACCAUGAAACCAUUCUCACAUCGGGAGCCGUCUCUCUCGCCCUCUCGACGCAUUCAAAUACCAUUCGUUCUGGUCUAGCUGAGAAAUUUGGUCUGUCGCUCAAGAGUAGUUCUACUGUUGUAGCGGCUUUCGUUGUGGCACUUCAUUCUCAGUGGAAAUUGGCUUUGGUCACGGCCACGAUCAUUCCUGCUGCGGUUGUGGCGGUUGGAAUUACAAGUGUAUUUGAUGAGAAGCAAGAAGAAAGGCUCAAUGCCAUCAAUGCAGAGGCCGCAACACUCGCAGACGAGGUGAUAAGCUCCAUGCGGACUGUCAGAGCUCUCAGAGCCGAAGGGGCAUUAGGUGGAAAAUACGAGAGUAUGCUGAGGCGUGCCGUUGCAGUUGGGCUUGCACGAUCACCAGUCAAGGGAAUCCAGGCCGGAGUGUACAUGUUCAUGCUUUAUGGAGGAUAUGCCCUUGCAUUUUGGUAUGGAUUGAAACUCUACGUUGAUGGUGAAGCGGCAACAGCUGGCACAGUCAUCACUACCCUCUUCUCCAUUAUGAUUGGUGUGAACUCAUUUUCUGAACUCGCUGGCUAUCUUGGACCGUUUUUGCGAAUCAAAUCUGCUGGAGCAGAGCUUUUUAAAGUCAUUGAUUCAGCCUCAAUGGCGGAAUCGAGCUUGGCGCCGGAUGCAAGCCCUAAUUAUACAACAGAUCAUUUCCGGCAGGAUAUUGCUUUUGACAACAUAUCAUUCAAUUAUCCAACCAGGAAAAAUGUUACGGUUCUAAGUGAAUUCUCUCUCAACAUUCCUGCUGGUAAAACUACUGCUUUGGUGGGCCCAAGUGGCUCCGGCAAGUCAACUGUUGUCGGGCUGCUUUUGAGAUGGUACGAUGCUGCCAGUGGGCAGAUCAAGAUAGGUGAAUCUGGCUUGCAUGAAAUCUCACUUCAGAAACUGAGGGCAAAUAUUGGACUUGUACAACAGGAGCCUUAUCUUUUUACCGGUACUAUAUACGAAAAUAUCGAGUAUGGGUUAUCAGGAAGCCCGUUAGAACAGCUGUCAGCCGAGGAUAAGAAGCGCUUGAUUGUAGAAGCUUGCAAGACCUCUAAUGCUCAUGACUUCGUCACUAGACUUCCUCAGGGAUACGAUACCCCAAUUGGUAACCGAGGCACGAUGCUCUCUGGUGGUCAGAAACAGCGGCUGGCCAUUGCACGAGCAAUAGUCAAGGAUCCGCCCAUUCUAAUUCUCGAUGAGGCUACGAGCGCCCUUGACGUGAAUUCAGAGGCCACCGUUCAACGCGCCCUUGACAAUGCUCGUGAAAAUAGAACAACCAUAUCGAUUGCCCAUCGCCUUACUACAAUCAAGGCUGCUGAUCAGAUCGUGGUAAUGAAAAAGGGCGAGGUCGCCGAAGUGGGCACACAUAUGACUCUACUCGACCAGGAAAAUGGUAUUUAUAAACGGCUAUGGGAGGCGCAAAUGCUAUCGCAAAGUCAACAUCCCAUGAAAAGAGAGGAUGAGGAGCUAGAGCCUGUGAAUAGCGACCCUCUUCUACGAAAGGAAUUGACGCAGGUUCAAGAUACAUCUGGCAAUGCGUCAGAGCAGACGAGCCAAGAACACAAGAGAAGGGGGAUAUUUACCCUUACUAGGGAAAUUCUCUCGUCUCAAAAGAAGCACUGGUGGAUAUUUUUUAUUCUCUUUGCGUCUGCAACCGUUGGAGGUGCACUGUUUCCUGUGCAAGCGUUCCUUUACGCUAGAGUGGUGACAACUUUCCAGUUAACUGGUGCAUCCCUCGUAUCCCACGGUAAUUUCUGGAGCCUCAUGUGGUUCAUACUGGCCAUCGCAGUCGGCCUCGGAUACUUGGGAGUGGGAUGGGCGGGAGCAGCAUUGGGAGAGCUUGUGGCUCAGGCAUAUCGAUAUGCCUACUUACGCUCUAUAAUGUCUCAAACCAUGUCAUUUUUUGAUCUUGAAGAGAAUUCUGUUGGUAGCUUGCUAUCCAGGCUUUCCUCAGAUCCCGACGCAGUCAACGCUCUCGCGGGAAGCAACCUCGCAGUUAUUGUAACCGUUGGAGUCGCACUAAUUAGCUGCGUUGCACUUGCUUUAGCUGUUGGCUGGAAACUUGGCCUCGUGGUACUUUUUGGUGGGUUUCCAUUUAUUUUCGGAGCCGGAGUUGUCCAUGAAAGAAUGCAGAACUCGUUUGAAGAGAAGGCCGGCGCGAUGCUCGCUGACAGUGUUGGCUUUGCUAGCGAGGCUAUUCAAGCCAUUCGCACUGUUUCAGCACUAAACACAGAGCCACUGAUUGAAAAGAAGUUUGGGAAGUUGCUAGAGGAAUACAGCCGCAAUGCCUGGCGAUAUGCAGUUCGGAGUAUGACUUGGUUUGCUUUGAGCGAUAGUAUUGACUUGCUGUGUAUGGCUCUGGCUUUCUGGUAUGGAGGGCGCCUAUUAUCUUUCCAAGAGUAUACGACAACCCAGUUUUUUAUCGUCUUCAUAGCCGUUGUGUUCGGAGCCCAAACGACGGGGCAAUUCUUUGCUCAUAGCUCAGACAUAUCUCAAGGCAUAUCAUCAACCCGUGCGAUAUAUGGAAUGGAAGAUUCUAUACCAGAUGUAUCCAAAUUGAACCAGAUGGCACCAGACAUUUCUGUUAUUGACCAAGAGGCCCCUCUCAUCGAAUUUCGCGACAUAGAUUUCGCAUACCCUGCCAGGCCAUCUCAGAUUGUGCUGAAGCGUUUCAACUUAAAACUAUACAAAGGACAAUCUAUCGCGUUAGUAGGGCCUUCUGGGUGCGGCAAGUCCACCAUAAUUCAACUUCUUGAGAGAUUUUAUGAGCCACUGGCCGGGGAAAUUGUGGUUGCAGGCGCCCCAAUCCAGAGCUAUACGCCCGAAAUUUCUCGCACAUUAUUUUCUCUCGUCAGCCAAGAACCAGUGCUAUAUCAUGGCACAGUCGAGGAAAACAUUAACUUGGGGAGAGCCACGCCAUUGUCUCCAGUGGAGCUGGAGCGCGUGAUUGACCAGUCGCAGCUUCGAGAUUUGAUCUCAUCUCUUCCUGACGGAGUGAAAACAUCGGUGGGAUCUCGAGGCACCCAACUCUCCGGUGGUCAGAAACAGCGCAUCGCGAUUGCGAGAGCAAUUGCCAUGGACGCACCAAUUCUACUUCUCGAUGAAGCCACCAGUGCCUUGGAUAGCGAAAGCGAGCAACUUAUUCAGGCUGCUAUCAGGGAAGGGACUCACGGCAAGACUGUUAUAUCGAUAGCACAUCGGCUGUCUACAAUCCAACAUUGCGACUGCAUAUACGUCCUGGAUGGUGGAAGAAUAACUGAGAGUGGAACACACUAUGAACUCUUGGAAUCUAAGGGCCAAUAUUGGUCCAUGGUGAUGGCUCAGAUCGGCGUCGGGGAGUCUUGA
Trichoderma virens Gv29-8 is the source of this 3690-nucleotide messenger RNA. RefSeq lists its product as uncharacterized. Gene Ontology annotation, cellular component: membrane. The coding region runs from base 1 to 3690 and encodes 1229 amino acids. The transcript is spliced from 8 exons. The record is from RefSeq and is a predicted model, not a curated record. Gene Ontology annotation, molecular function: ATP hydrolysis activity; ABC-type transporter activity; ATP binding. Lineage: Eukaryota; Fungi; Ascomycota; Sordariomycetes; Hypocreales; Hypocreaceae. Gene Ontology annotation, biological process: transmembrane transport.